AUGGCCCGAAUCGUGGACCUGGUGCCCUGGGACGACAGCUGCUCCUUCACUUAUGCGUCCCCUGCCAUCCUGCUCCCUGUGGAACCACAGCGCCACUCUCUGGCCAGCGUGAAGCAUCAGCUCUACCACCCGGCCCUGCCCAGCCUGCGCCGCAUGGACAUGGACAACGUCAGGGCCUGCCUCUCGGAUGAGCACUGUCAAUCCAGCACCUACUGCAGCAGAGAUGAGUUUGACAAUGCCCACUGUACCCUCCUCGGGAUCCCCAACAAGCCCCUGCAAUGCUUGGACUUCACAGCGACUGGCCAGAAACUCCGCUCCAGGCACCGUGCGGGGAAGCUGGCGCCCAUCGCUCCGGGUAUCAACCGGGUGGACUGGCCCUGCUACACGCGCGCCAUCGAGGACUGGUCCCGCUUUGUCUCCUCGGCUGGGGAGUUCAAGCUGCCCUGCUUAGACAAGACGGUGGACAGCUUCAGCGGCUACGCAGUUCGUCACUUGAAGCCGCAUGUGACCCAGUCCUGGCGGCGCCGACGGAGGUGCGCCGACGGAGGUGCGCCCCCACCUCCGGCUCACGGACCUCCCCUCCUCUGGCUCCCUCAGUUCCACCUCAACCAGAACCCCAGCCUGGACCGAUAUGGACAGAAGCCCCUGCCUUUUGACUCCUUGAAUACAUUCCGGCGCUUCGGCUCCCUCUACAGUCGUCUCAACUACCUGCCCCCCUGGCGUUAACCUGGGAAGAGAAGGCUGGCCCCCAAGCUGCCCGACUGUGCC
Echinops telfairi (small Madagascar hedgehog) is the source of this 768-nucleotide messenger RNA. RefSeq names its product testis, prostate and placenta expressed (gene SPMIP8). The transcript is spliced from 7 exons. Lineage: Eukaryota; Metazoa; Chordata; Mammalia; Afrosoricida; Tenrecidae. The record is from RefSeq and is a predicted model, not a curated record. Bases 1 to 726 code for a protein of 241 amino acids.